Molecule: messenger RNA, 1698 nt
Organism: Oryza sativa Japonica Group (Japanese rice)
Lineage: Eukaryota; Viridiplantae; Streptophyta; Magnoliopsida; Poales; Poaceae
Cellular component (GO): nucleus
Molecular function (GO): DNA-binding transcription factor activity; DNA binding
Source: RefSeq, a predicted model, not a curated record
ACUUUCGCUCGCAUUUUUAUGAUAUAUGGACAAUAGAAAACGCAUGUAAAUGAUGAUCACUAAUCUUCGUUACUUUCUUUUUUGUUGCUUCCAAAGUUUGUUUCGCUUUUUGUUACUGGAAGCAGUCAGAAGCCAUGGACGCGUCCAAGAAAUCCGUCAUGACGAAGGAGGAGCAACAACUGUCGCCAGCAGCAAGCCCAGCGGCAGCAGUCAUGACAGCCGAGGCUGAUGCCAUCAACGAGGAACAAGACAAGGCUGCUGCUGCUACAACCGCAGAUCACACUGCUCCUCCUCCUCCUCCUCCUGCUGCUGCUGCUGUUGCAGAUCACGCUGGGGAGAUGGACAUGGCUAGUGGCAGCGGCGUUGCUCACCUGGCACCACCGGCGGUGGCGCCGGCGCCGCGGUCUUCUCUCGCUAUGGCGGUCUCGGGGCUGGCGGACCAUGUCCUGGAGCGCAUGGUGAAGGUGCUGAUGAGGAAGUGCCACCCGCCGCAGGCGUUGUACCCGCUGAUUGGCAAGUCGCCACUGCGGCCGCCAUGGUGGCCGACGGGGCGCGAGCAGUGGUGGCCGGAGCUCGGCGCCGGCGCCGUCGUCCCGCCGUACAGGCCUGCGCCGCUGCUGUCCAAGGCGGAGAAGGAGGUGGCCGUGGUCGCCAUGGUGAAGAACCUCGUGCCGGACUUCGAGCGCCUCUUCAUGGCCGUGCGAAUGGCGCCCAGCGUCACCAGCAGGAUCACCGACGCCGAGGCGAGGGCGUGGGACGACGGCGUCGCCGGGGAGCGCGAGACGUACAUGGCGCGGCACCCGCACCGCACGACGCCGACCAGGGCGUGGAAGCUCAUGGAUUCCCUCAAGCCGGAGGCGGUGAGGAUGAAGCUCAAGGCGCCCAAGCCGAAGCCGCAGGUCACCAUCAAAGUCGAGGACGCCGCGCCUUUCCUCACUGUCUCCGCUGCCGCUGACCCCGCCGCCGUCGAGGCCGCCAUGGGGGCCAUCGAAGCCAUGAGAAACAGCAGCAAGGAUCCAGAUGCUCCGUACUAUCCCAUGCCAUCUCCACUUCAUGGGCAUAAUGAAGUUGGUCCAAAUGAUUACCCAGAAAACCCAGCAAUCUGGAAGGAGUUCAACAGGAAAGAAGGUCAGCUUGACUUGUUGCGAGUUGGCAAAAAGAAUGACCGGAUGGCGAUAUCCGAUAGGGUGGAUGGAGGAGCCAGUGGUAGCGGCCCCAGGAAGGGCUAUCUUGUGAUGAAAACGUACAAAAAGGCUCAAGAAUAUUAUCGCGAACUACGGAACAAAGGCGCCAUGGCUAGUGGUGCAGGUGUUAAAAUUGAAGAUGACAGUGAAACCGAGAGUGACAAUGAAGAUGAGAAGGCAAAUGAGAAGGCUAAGGCUAAGGCCAAGGCUAGAGCUGUGUAUCAACAAAAUAAAGGUGUUAAAACUGAAGAUCAGAGUGAAACAGAAAGUGAUAAUGAAGAUGAACAGGCAAAGGUUAUGGCAAAAGCUAAGGCUAGAGUUAUACCUCGACCAAACAAAGGUAUCUAAGAAAAUUAUCGGUGAUGCUAGCCGGAAAAUGUUAUGAUAUUCUUUUUUUUAUAUUAAACAUGCCUCUUAGUUGCGACUGCAAAUCUUUAGUACUUCAGUAUUUUCAUAUGGUCAAUAAUUGUGCCCAAUGAUCGAAAUCAGAACCAUUUGAAAUUGAUGAUGCCAU